AUGAAGGCUGUUUUCGUUGUCGGCGCUCUCGCCGCCUCAGUUGCUGCUCACACCUAUCCCAACUGCGAGCAUGACAACUGCUACCGUGCUCUGAUCAAGGACGGUCUCCAGGACAAGGCCAAGGCCUUCUGCUUCGAGUGGCUUGCUGGUACUACUACUGCUGCCGCUGCUAUUCCCACCGACUUCAGCAACUGCGACGUCCGCGCUGCCAGCUCUGCCUGCUCCUGCAUCACUUACACGGCUACUCAUACGACUGGUCCUACCACGACUUCUACUCCUCCUCCUCCUACUACCACCACAACCAGCGAGAAGCCUCCCACCACCACUCCUACCACCAGCGAGAAGCCUCCCACUACUACCACCAGCAAGACUGAGAAGCCUCCCACUACGACUACUACCCAGGCUCCUCCCACGACCACCAAGACGAGCGAGAAGCCUCCUACCACCACUCAGAAGACCACCAAGUGGACCACUUCUACCAUCUGCGUCACCAAGACUCACACCAUCACCUCUUGCCCUCCCGAGGUGACCAAGUGCCCUGGAGGCGGCCACACCACCGUCAUCACAGAGACCAUCCCCGUCUCCACCACUGUUUGCCCCGUUACCGAGACUCAGGCUCCUCCUCCUCCUCCUGGAAACCACACUUCCACUUGCUACACUACUCAGACUUACACCAUUUCUUCUUGCCCUCCCACUGUGCCCAACUGCCCCAUUGGCAGCGUCACCACCACCGUCUACCCUACCGGUACCACCACUAUUCCCGGCUGGACUUCCGUGGUUCCUACUGAGCCCACUGUUGUUCCUCCUCCUCAGACUACCAGCCCUCCUGUCGUCACUGCUGCCGCUGGUCAGCUCGCUGGAAGCCUUGAGUUUAUUGUUGCUGCCGCUGGUGUUGCCGCUUUCUUCCUGUAA
This is a messenger RNA of Pochonia chlamydosporia 170, 912 nucleotides long. RefSeq lists its product as hypothetical. Bases 1 to 912 code for a protein of 303 amino acids. The transcript has a single exon. The record is from RefSeq and is a predicted model, not a curated record. NCBI's taxonomy places the organism in Eukaryota, Fungi, Ascomycota, Sordariomycetes, Hypocreales, Clavicipitaceae.